UUGGACCCGAACCGAAAUUUCUUUUUUCACCCGACGCCCGAACCGACCCGAAAAAUUUUACCCGAACCCAUGGUCCGGUUCGGUUCGGUUUCGGGUACCCGACCGGGUUGCAGUACUCUAGUUUUAUAUUUUAAUCAAACUUCAUACGAUUCGAAAGAAAUUCCUUCGACUAAAGAAAAAGUCAUAUGAAAUAAAAUGCGCUUGUUUCUAUGCAAGUACUCAAGGUAAUGACUACAUUGUUCUAUACCAUCAUCCAAUCAUAUACUUUCCCUACCCAAAGUGUGAGUGUUAGUCUUGUGUAUUUGAUUUUGAAAUUCAUAUAAGGUAUUGAAGCCCGUUGCGUCGACAAUUUUCGGAUCCGAACCUGAUCGGGUUAUGGAAUAGAAAAAAACCUUAAAGAAGUAUUUCGUAUCUUCUAGAUCUUUUGACAGUGCAGUAAAAAAAAAAUUUAUCCUUCUAAAACUAAACACAAUCAAAUAUUAACAAAAUAUAUUUGUAUCGUUUAAAUGAAAAAUAAUGAUGAUUAUAAUAUAUAGACAAAUACUCACUUCAAUCGAUUCUAUCAUAAUAAAUUUAUUAUGAAUGAUUUCUUUUUUUUUUUUUAGUUAAUUGAUGAUAAAAAGAAAUUAUCUGAACGAUGUGAACGUCUUGUUACUGAAUUAAAAACAAUAGAUAAAAAAUCAAGUGAUCGUUUAAAAAAUAUGGACGAAUCUCAUCGAAUAGAAUUACAAAAAUUAAAAGAUGUUCAUGAAGCUGCAGAAAAAUUACGACGUGAACGUUGGAUUGAUGAAAAAACAAAAAAAAUCAAAGAAUUAACUGUACGUGGUUUAGAACCUGAAAUACAAAAAUUAAUUGGCAAACAUAAAGCUGAAUUAGCUAAAAUGAAAACAAUUCAUGAAGCUGAAUUAUUAGCAGCUGAUGAACGUGCUGCACAACGUUAUGUUCGUAUGACAGAAGAUUUACGUGAUCAAUUAGAACGUGAAAAAGAAUCAGCUAUUGCUCGUGAACGAGAUUCAGCUAGAGAAAAAUAUGAAAAAGCUAUACGUGAUGAAGAAAAAUCCUUUACUGAACAACGUCGUCGACUUUUUACAGAAAUUGAAGAUGAAAAAAAUCGACAAGCUGAAUUAGCAACAAAACAACGUGCUGAUCUUGAUAAACUUCGACAUGAUAUUGAAGAAAAUCAUCGAACAGCUGUUGAUGCUGCUAAACGUGAAUAUGAAGCUAUACGUUUAGAACAAGAUCGACGACAUACAAAUGAAAUAAAUGAAUUAAAAGAAAAAUUACUAUUAGAAAAACAAAGUUGGGAAGAAAAUUAUAUGAAAAAACAAGAAACAUUUUUAGCUACUAAAGAACGUGAAUUACGAGAACAAAUGAGACGUGAACGUGAUAAAGAAAUUGAAAGAAUUAUUUCACAAUUUGAAUCAGAUACAACAAUGACGAAAGAAGAAGCUGAACGUACAGCAGAAAAUCGUGUCAAACGUAUUCGAGAUAAAUAUGAAGCAGAAUUUCGUGAACUUGAACAUUCAGAAAGACAAACGAAAGAAAGAUAUAAUCAAAUGAAAUCACAAAUGACAGAAGUUGAAGGUGAAAAUGAACGAUUGCUAGUUAUACUUAGACAAAAAGAAACAGAAGUUAAUGAUAUCAAGAAAGUAAUAAACACAUAUCAUAAAAUUUUAAAAUUACAGUGCUAUAAAUCUAAGUUCUGUGCUUCAGUUACAGUAACACCUCCCUUAGAUGGGCACCUACGGGACUUUUUCAAAUCGUCCACGUAACGGAGGUGCCCGUGUUAUAGAAUUUUUUACAGAUACCGAUCACAAAUAUGUUUUCUGCAAGCUACGUCAUAAGGAGCGUCCAUACUUACAGUGGCUACCCAAAUUAUUCAACCAGGUUUAUUUUCAAUUUUUUUCUCCUACCUUAACCGCUAGGAACUCUCUAAAUAGUGAUUCGAAUAGAGAAAAUGGUUUCCAACAAGAAUAUAAGAAAAUAAAAAUUAUAAUUAUAUUUCCAAGAA
Rotaria sp. Silwood2 is the source of this 2011-nucleotide messenger RNA. The record is from the annotation of a GenBank genome assembly. NCBI's taxonomy places the organism in Eukaryota, Metazoa, Rotifera, Eurotatoria, Philodinida, Philodinidae.